Messenger RNA from Suillus subaureus, 339 nucleotides. RefSeq lists its product as uncharacterized. Bases 1 to 339 code for a protein of 112 amino acids. The record is from RefSeq and is a predicted model, not a curated record. The transcript has 3 exons. NCBI's taxonomy places the organism in Eukaryota, Fungi, Basidiomycota, Agaricomycetes, Boletales, Suillaceae.
AUGCCCACCUGCAGGACUGAGCAGGACAUCAUGCUUCAAGUUUCUGGGUACCAUCCACCCAAAUGGUGGGAAGACCCAAGCAUGUACAUCAGAUCCUUGGAAGCUGACGAUGAAGAGGCAGGUUGCAUCACCUUACACCAUAUCUUUAUUGGCAAGCUGCUCAUCUGCUCAUCUUGUGGCACCAUCGACAAUUAUGAUGAAUUAUAUCCUUUGCAGCGGUGGGAAGACCCAAGUGUGUACAUCAGAUCCCUGGAAGCUGAAGAUGCAGAGUUCCAUGACUGCGCCCGCCCCCAGUCCAUCUCACCCAGCACUUAUUUUGUUCCACCCAGUACUUGCUGA